AUGCUAUUGAGGAUCUCAGCAGGGUUCAUACUGUUCUUGCUCUCUCAAUGCACUGUGACCCUGGGCACCAAAGAGGCAGUGGUCCUGGCUAAUGCUCACCUUCUUCCCCAAAGGGACUAUGAGAAACUGGGAAACGCCAAUGAAAAAGACUAUCCAAGGGAUUGUUUUGAGAUUUUACAGCGCUCCAAAGGAAAUUCCAGAGAUGGCCUUUACGUCAUCCAACCAAAAGAGGAACCAGUUGUUGUCUUUUGUAACAUGCAGGAUGGUGGCUGGACAGUAAUCCAGCACAUUACAGCCAACAGUACUGUUGACUUUGACAGGACCUGGCAGGACUACAAAUAUGGAUUUGGCUCUGUUCAUGAGAACCACUGGUUAGGAAAUGAAUACAUGCACCAGUUAACUGGCGGCUCAGUGCAAUAUAUACUUGGAAUUAAACUUGUAAAUCUAAAUGCUGAAGUCAGAUGGGGACAGUAUGAGCCAUUCCUAAUUGAGGCAGAAGAGUCUCAGUACCGAAUCAGGGUUGGUCUUUACAAAGGCAACGCCACUGAUGCGCUGACCCUGGACACAGAAGCUUAUCUCCAUGACAACCAGAAGUUCACCACCAAGGACAGAGACAAUGACAAUUACUUUAUGAAUUGUGCCAAACUGGAACUGAAUGGGAUUCCUGGGGGAGGCUGGUGGUACGACGCGUGUGCUGGAGCAAAUCUGAACCGCAGGAACAUGAUAUACUGGCAAAAAGACUGCAACAAGCAACGCCCGUGCAAGUUUGCAUGGAUGAUGAUCAAACCCAUUGAGCACCACCAGUCAUACCCUACCAAGGCCUGCCCCUGUCAGAAAAUUGAACUGUAG
Cinclus cinclus is the source of this 849-nucleotide messenger RNA. Its product is annotated as fibrinogen-like protein 1-like protein. NCBI's taxonomy places the organism in Eukaryota, Metazoa, Chordata, Aves, Passeriformes, Cinclidae. The coding region runs from base 1 to 849 and encodes 282 amino acids. The record is from RefSeq and is a predicted model, not a curated record. The transcript has 2 exons.